AUUACGACGGGUCCUUCGUUACGAGUUCUACGGCGGGAGCGGGCGGUGAAAUGUUGUCUUAUUUAUUUCGCCAGAUUGUCGCUCAGCACAACGCCUGUACAUAGAGGGUUGUGACACUUAGACUGGAGACAAGGUUUGAAUUUGAAGUGUGGGGGCUACGGGACGAGUCCACUCGAAACCACACCGCCAUGUCACGUCAGUACAGCCUGCGGAAGUGCGGGAUCCGAUUCGACCCUCCCGCCUUGUUCGUCACUUACACGGACAAGUCCGCCGGGAAGACACGCUGUCGAACAAUGCCGAUUCGCAACUUCACCAAAACCUCGACCGUCACCAGAUUCGUGGAAGACUUUCGCAAGAAUCCUCGACACAAAAAGUUCUUAGAGAACGUUCCAAAAUCUCAGCUCGAGAAGCUGCUAAGACUUCUGCAGGACAACCUACGCGGGAUGUCGCUAGACGAAAGUUUGAACGAAAUCCGGAAGGAAUACAGCAUCGAUCCUAAUGAGGACCUAAACAAGGUUGAUGAAGAAACUCUCAGGAAGAAGAAAACAGCCAUGGAAGACAGUUUUGAGAAGAACAGGAAGAAACCAGGGGACCCUGAUUUUGAGUAUGAAGUUGAAAGAGACUUUCAGCCUGUAGAGACUUGUGAGUGGGAUUCGGCUGAUUCUGGAUCUGAUGCAGACUUCUAGUGGUCCUACUAAAGUACUGAAUAGUAAAAUUCUGUACUGAAAAUACAUAAUUUAGUCAUAACUUGUUCCUUCCUAGUAUGUCCCGUACAAAUACAAAUAAAACAGUCAUGAUAUUAGCCAAUGAUGUUUAUAUGCUAAAAAAUGAAAUGAAAAAUAGAAUAUUUUGGAAGGUUACACUGCCAUAAACUGUAAUUUCUUGCAUUUCAAGCUAGUUGUACCCUAUUUUAAUAGCUUUGUUACAUACAUGUAUGUGUAUAGUUGUUAGAAAAUUGGAUCCAAUUUGUUGAACAUAGGAUAGCCAUUGUUUCCUUGUCUGAUCUACCAGAAUGCAUAGCAUGGCUUGUCAAUUGUAGAAAAAUGUUUUGUUGAUUAACUACAUUGUAAUCAAUGAUACACAUGUAGUACAUAACAAGAAUAUGAGAAAAGAACAUUUUUAGAGCACUCCAAGACAAGUUUAUUUGAUGAAAAACGGGUGUCUAUGUAACGUUACAUGUGUACAUGUAAGUUAAAUGCAAGUUUGAUGUGUUUUACCUUGGAAGUACGGGUACAGGCUAGGGUAUUAAAAACCAAAUAGCAAAUGGUUUCCCAUAAAGCCAGAUGUGCUAUAACAUAUCCUGUUGUACAUUCAGAGUACAUCUGGCUUUAUGGGAAACCAUUUGGUUUCAGACAUAUAUGGAAAUGUUGAACUGUGAAUUCAACCAGACUCUUCAAAGCAAUGUAUUACAUUGUUUUAUUGUAGUCUUACAUGUUUAAAGCAUAAUGUUAUAUUCUUUCCAAUUCCAUUUAUUGACAGGAAACCAAUCUGUCAGAACUUUGUGAACUUACAUGUACUCUAGGUCUUUAUCAUGCAUUCCAUAAUCUCUUAACUUUUACCUAUAUUUUGCUAUCCCCUUUGCAUUACGCAUUGACUCUGACUUGAGUUUGAAUCAAUCAAUCAAAUGGUUUUUUAUUCAUAAAAAACAUGGACUUUGCAUCCGACGGCUGAAUUACGUCCAGUUGUACAUCCAAAUUCGUUACACAUUUAUUUACAUAGGUAUUAACACAAAUAUCCACAUCAUUAUUCACAAAGUCUUUGACAUGCUGUGUCUAAGACAAACAGUGACUGUUCAAGAGAUAGAUCAUAUAUGGGACGCUACUCUGUUUGUACUGCUCCGUUCUACAUUUGGUAAGACUCAGUUUAUUACUGGAACGAGUGAUGCGUUCAGUGGCUUUGUGUUUUUUAUAGAUAUAUCAUGAUCGAUCGGUUGCUGAAUAGGUGACUCCUCCGAGCCAUUUCCUCCUGUUGUUAGCAAGGUAUCUGUUAACUCCAUGGUUUCACAGAGAGUUGGUUAUUAUAAUCUCCCCGGAAUAGGUUGGCGCCUGCAUACAGUUCAGCUGGUUUCUUCACAGGCAUACUUAGAGUGUGUCCCAGAAAGUUCAGCUGUCUCAAUUGCAUAUGCCCUAUGCUUUGUUUUGGUCAUGUCACUUGUGAGAAACGCUGUUGUUUGUUAGUCCCAGUCAAGCCUUUUGGGUGGUCUAGUGGUUGGCAAACCAGCUUCCAGAGCAGAAGGUUGAAAAUUUCUAUAUGCAGCUUGCAUUGGACAUAAAACGUUUGCCAGGCAUAAACUUCCAGACAUAAAUUGCUUCUUUUACUACUAUCCACUCACAAUCAACAUACACAAUAUUACAUGCAUGUGAAUCUGCACCAUUAACACUAAGAGCAAAUAUAAUUUUCUAUAGAAAUUCAAAUUCUCCACAUUAGGAAGUACAUAUGUUAGAAUCUUUAAAAUGUGUACAUUCUGAAGAGUUUUUUUGCACG
Molecule: messenger RNA, 2484 nt
Organism: Branchiostoma belcheri (Belcher's lancelet)
Lineage: Eukaryota; Metazoa; Chordata; Leptocardii; Amphioxiformes; Branchiostomatidae
Product: centrosomal protein of 19 kDa-like
Exons: 2
Coding region: 189-686 (165 amino acids)
Biological process (GO): microtubule anchoring at centrosome; trans-Golgi to periciliary membrane compartment transport
Cellular component (GO): centriole; centrosome; spindle pole
Source: RefSeq, a predicted model, not a curated record